AUGAAGCUUUCUAUUCUCGUCGCCGCAACUUCUGUUGCUCUCGUAUCUGCCCUUCCUCAGUCUGGCGCGGAGGAUCCACACAAAUGGAUAGCUGGCGGGAAGAACGAUUUCCGUGGCCCUUGUCCGAUGAUGAACACUCUGGCAAAUCACGGCUUUCUUCCUCGUGAUGGCCGCAACAUCACUAGAGACAACGCCAUCGCCGCCCUAGGAAAUGGCCUCAACUUUGACAGUAACCUCGCAGGUAUUAUGUGGGAGCAGGCCAUCUUUAUAAACCCGGAGCCGAAUGCCACAUUCUUCACCCUAGAUCAACUCAACGUUCACAAUAUCCUUGAGCAUGAUGGAAGUCUCAGUCGCCUCGACGCCUUCUUUGGAAACAACCAUGUCUUCAACCAGAAGGUUUUCGACACUUCGCGAAAGUGGUGGACGGAUCGCACGAUAACUGCGAAGCAGCUUGCACACAGCAAGAUCUACCGUCAGCUCGAGUCACGAUCAUCCAACCCUAACUACACCUUUACUGCUUCUGUUGAAGAGUUUAGCCUGGGAGAGGUUGCUGCACCCAUCAUUGUCUUCGGCAACAUGACAGCGGGCACCGUUAGGCGAGACCUUGUCAAAUUCUUUUUCGUUCGAAAUGCGACAAGCCUCAUCACAGGCGGCAGUGCUCCUGCUCCACACAAGCGAGCCAUCGACCUGCACGGCGGAAUUAUCACAGUACAGCCCAAAUUGGAAUCUCAACAUUACCAAAUCACACACAGAAUCAACAAAGAAAAAGAGUGGUUUCGCACGUUUGGAUCUCUAGACAUGAACAUCAGCGUACCCACCGAUCACAGUUAUUCAGCAAGUGGCGACUAUAAGAUGACUUCCGAGAGCCCUCAAAGCUCAGAUGCGCGGACGGUAAACGACAGAGCUCAUACUAUGGCAGGUCCAGUGCCGUCAAGGUCACCUAAGAAGAAGUGUGAAGCACUUCCAAAACCACUACACACGCCGUUGGCUACCAAAGAAAAGCAGAAACAGACCACAGGGUUGAAUAGAGCUAAGCUUUCUAAGGAGGCGCAAGAUCUUUGUGCUAUCCUAGACGAAACUCUUGGUCGCAUGAUGGAAGUGCAUGAGCGCAUGACAAACUUCCAAGCCUACAUUCACUCGCAGAAACAGCAGAACAAACCAUUGUACCAAUGGACCAAGUAUGAUGGCUAUCGCAUCCUUGGUCAUGCCGUGUCCACGCUAGAUGAAGCCGCAUCCAAGCUCGAGUCCAUUACCGAAGAGCACUCUCGCCUACCGUUUAAGCACUCCGCCGUAUAUCUCGACCGAGCUGCCCAGUUCUCCACAUCUGUCAGCAAUGCAGCUGUGUAUGCUCUGGGUGCGAUAAGCCAGAGAUCCGCUACCUGCAUGUUCGAAAUCGAACAAUCGUCCUUGAGCAAUGAAGCCAAAGACCAUGGGAAGACGUUGAUCUUCAGCGAGGUACAAGAGCUUAUCAAACACUCUACCAGAGCGACGGAUCGCAUGUACGCCGCCAUGGACUUGUUCCAAGCGAUUCUAUGCGUCGAUCCCUUUGCUGAGCAGCAGGGCACCUACAAAAUCAAGAAAAGUUCCUCAGACAGUGAGGCUACACCACACGCGUCAAGCGCGAAGAACUGGACAUGUACAAUGGCGCGCGUUCUUCUCAGUGCUGCUACAAGCGCUGUUAUCGGCCUUGCUGUUGCGUACUCGUGUGGUCCUGCAGGCUUUGAUCUUGCGCUUGGGUGGAACGAUGGAAACGGAAUGUGUGGCCAGAUAAUAGAUAUUAUUGAGCGUUCCCAGGCAAUGGCGAACAUCACAGGCGAGUUUUACUGGAGCAAGCUACACGACAUCGACCAGCGUUAUCAGGACCUCGAGACAGUCAGUGAGGCGCAUGGAUUGCGAAUCGACAACCUCGUAGCCGCCCUAGGACCCCCUAACAUGGAAGGCACCUACUUUCCUUCUGCCCCUCCGCCCAAUCAUCAUUUGCCCAACGAUAUCAAAUCCUUCAUUCGAAAGGCUUCUGACCAUUCAGAUCGCCAGGCAAAGAAGCUGCAUGAUGAGAUGGAGCAGAUGCGCAAGAACUUUCUGCGGAUGGACAUCCGUCUCACUAAGCGUCUCGACCAGAUUUCGCGCAACGCGUAA
This is a messenger RNA of Dothidotthia symphoricarpi CBS 119687, 2136 nucleotides long. RefSeq lists its product as uncharacterized. Gene Ontology annotation, molecular function: peroxidase activity. The record is from RefSeq and is a predicted model, not a curated record. NCBI's taxonomy places the organism in Eukaryota, Fungi, Ascomycota, Dothideomycetes, Pleosporales, Dothidotthiaceae. The transcript is spliced from 7 exons. Bases 1 to 2136 code for a protein of 711 amino acids.